This is a messenger RNA of Chara braunii, 1549 nucleotides long. The record is from the annotation of a GenBank genome assembly. NCBI's taxonomy places the organism in Eukaryota, Viridiplantae, Streptophyta, Charophyceae, Charales, Characeae.
GAGGCCGUCGAACUACAAGAGAGGCAGUCAUCCACGGGCAUCCGUCUACAACAUUCAGGGAAUCCAUGGCUACGCUCGGUGUGCAGAGGAAGCGGGCAUUGCUCCGCAUGUUUUGCAUGUAUAUGCAAGUGUUUGUGAAGGGAAGAUUCUCCUUGUCCGGCUCCACUGUCCAGACGAGGGACACAAGGAAGUUGGAGUGUUUGCUGCGUGCAGUUCGUGCAGUUUCCACCAGGCUGGAAGUCCCCAUGCACCAUUUCAUGAAGUCUGCAACAUGCGCCAUCGUAAACCUAUCCUCGGAGUCUGUUCCUCGGUCGGUGUGGGUGAAGGAGAGAGCGGGCAGAACCUGGAGGGACAUGCACAACCCCGAUUUCAUCAACGACGCGCGUCGGUUCAGGUCGUACUUCCGAAUGCCUGCUCCAUUGUUCAAGACACUCUUGGACUGGCUUCGCCCGCGGUUGGAGAGGCAGCACACCCAAAUGCGGCUGCCCAUUGAACCGGCCCGUGUAUUGGCAUGCGCCCUCAACCGGUUUGCGAGCGGUGAAACUUAUGAGAGGGUCGGAGACAGGUUCGGUCUUGGCCAUGCGACAGCCAUCGAAUGCACACGGCGAGUGACACAGGCAAUCCUUGAUACAAUGUGGGGCCUCAUAUCUUUCCCUGAUGCUGAGGGAAUGACGCGCAACAUUGCAAAAUUUGCCAGACAAGGCUUCGCAAACUGUAUCGGUGCCAUUGACUGUACUCAUUUCUUCUUGGAGAAGCCUGAUAAGCAGCUGGACAGCGACUACCAUGACCGCACACAUAAUUACAGUGUCGUGGCCCAAUGCGUCUCCGACAUGGACCAGCGGAUCCUCGACUUCGCCGUUGGGUGGCCUGGUGCAGUGCACGACAGCAGGGUGUUGCGUAGAUCCUUGCUCUACAGUCGCGCCACACAAGAGGGAUUCUUCGCUGACACAGCAGCAAGGUUGGAUUAUGGGGGAAGGGUGAACCAGUACCUGAUCGGUGAUGCCGGAUAUCCGAACCUUCCGUGGCUUCUGCGACCGAUUCCUGGCCAACCACAAGGCGAUCGCAAAAGAUUCAACGACGCACACGAGUCGGUGAGGAAGUGCGUCGAGCGUUGUUUUGGACGGCUCAAGGGGAUGUGGCGUGUCCUGUACAAGCAUCAGAAGGGCGAUGUCGAUGGGAUAAACGCCCAGAUCCAGGCAAUCGGAGUUCUUCACAAUUUUUGCAUUGAUGGCAAUGUCUAUUUUAACGUCGAACGCUUCAUGGCCAGGCAUCGCAAUCUGGGUCUGUUCAAUCAACAUGAUGAUGAAGGUGGUGACGCCGGCAUCAAUGAGCAAAGUGGAGAUGCAGCGAGGGAUGAGGUGGUCGCCCACAUGGCAUUCAGAGCAUUCAGAGCACCACGACGUGGAUGAGCUUGGCAUCAACCCUUCAUCAGAUGUUGAUCGUUUUGAUGGCUUUGUAGUGGGUGUACGCACUAGUUUCCAGUGCAUUGUGCCGUCUUUGCUUCUCCGACGAACACAAUGCUCAAGAGCGAUAAAUUACUUAACUUCAU